AUGACUCGAUCACUGCUGCGUGCCGUUGCUCUGACUUCGGCUCUUGCCCUUCUGGCUGCACCAGCUACUGCUCAAUCGACAACCACGGCAACCACAGCACCCAAAUCCAUUACCACUCUCGGCUGCUACCAACAUCCAGACCCUCUUGUUGAACAAGGCGACUACACAUUCCAAACGUCGGGAUACUGUCAAUCACAAUGUGUAGCGAUGAACAAAGCUGUCAUGGCCAUAACAGGAGGCUCAACAUGCUAUUGCGGUGAUGAACUACCCUCUUUGGAUCAAGAAGUCUCGGAUGAUAAGUGCGACUCUCCUUGUAAUGGUUACGACCAAGAAAAUUGUGGUGGUUUGGGCUUUUGGCAAGUCUACCUCACUGGUUUGACGGCGGAUGUCGAGACUGCCCCCAACAGUACCACCGUCUCCGUUAUUCCUACUCCAGCACAAACUGCUCAAAGCUCCGCUUCUACAAAACCUUCGGUGAUCACCAAAGCUGGCGAGACUGUCGUGGUAACAGCUUCAGCUGCUGCCAACACUGCGGAGCCUAGCAGCUCAUCUGGUUCAUCCGGGGGCCCUAGCGUAGUUGGAAUCGCCGUCGGCGUGGUGGUAGGAGUUAUUGGUCUCGCUACCAUCAUUGGUGGUAUCCUAUUUUACUUGAGACGCCGAAGAAACCGAGAGAUCGAGGAAGAACAUCGUCGCAAUGCUGCAGUGAGCUCAUUUGUUGGGUCACAAAAAUCAGACAAGUCUUCCACAGACCAACGACUUGACCCGUCGAUCUAUUCGCAUCGCCGACAAAGUAUUGGUAGCAUCGCCGAUGAACGAGACUUCUCAAGGAGGAUAUUACAGGUGCGUUGA
This is a messenger RNA of Rhinocladiella mackenziei CBS 650.93, 849 nucleotides long. RefSeq lists its product as uncharacterized. Bases 1 to 849 code for a protein of 282 amino acids. The transcript has a single exon. Gene Ontology annotation, cellular component: plasma membrane. The record is from RefSeq and is a predicted model, not a curated record. NCBI's taxonomy places the organism in Eukaryota, Fungi, Ascomycota, Eurotiomycetes, Chaetothyriales, Herpotrichiellaceae.